Molecule: messenger RNA, 2737 nt
Organism: Topomyia yanbarensis
Lineage: Eukaryota; Metazoa; Arthropoda; Insecta; Diptera; Culicidae
Product: glutactin-like
Exons: 4
Coding region: 112-1917 (601 amino acids)
Source: RefSeq, a predicted model, not a curated record
UUCUCCUGGCAACUUCCUAUAAAAAUGUAGCACUGGGCAAGGGUUUCCUCCAGUUUUGCAAGCUACGUGCUAAAGGCUGUAUUAAACAAAGUUGUGUAACGAUACUAAUCAAUGACUACGAUCUGUGGUAGGAUUCUGAGAGGAGAAAUCCUUAGGAAAGGGACGUUUUCGAACCGCGUUGCUGCAAGGGCAUUUGUGAGUACCGAUAGUAGCGAAAACCCCAUCGUUGAGUUACCUGGACUUGGAAAGCUUAAAGGAUCGAUUACCGAGGGAGCCUGGACCGGGACAAAAAUCUUGCAGUUUUUGAACAUUCGGUAUGCAGAACCAGCGGAUGGAGUACGCCGCUUCAAACCACCAAUUCCAGUGCAGCCAUGGUACGAGACGUUGGACGUUAGCAUGCCCAAACUUGGAUCGCCUAUGUACAACGACAUGAAGCUGUACACCCCAGAACAGUUGGCUCAAAACCAGGAAGAUUGCAUCAACGUUUCCGUAUAUACCAAAGACGUUAACGGAAAGAAACCGGUGAUUGUCUACAUCCACGGAGGUAAUUUUUUCAGUGGUGCAGCUAGUCAUUUCCCCCCGAACUACAUCAUGGAGAAGGACGUUGUGUUAGUCGUGCCGCAGUAUCGUUUAGGUCCGUUGGGUUUUCUAUCGACAAGAUCGGAGAACAUUCCCGGAAAUGCCAGCAUCCAUGACGUGAAGCUAGCAUUCGAAUGGGUGCAACAGUAUAUUUCCCAGUUCGGUGGUGAUCCAAACCAGGUAACAGCCAUGGCUCAAUCUUCCGGUGGCUCGAUGGUAUCUGCCAUGCUCUACAGUCCAGCAAUUGACACCGAGAAAUUGUUCCAUAAACUGAUACUACAGUCAGGAAGCUGCUUUACUUCUUGGAGUUACGACCACACACCGGUGGAAAAUUCUCGAGUAAUUGCCGAAUUGGCUGGCUGUAAUCCGAAAGCCAACCAGGAAGAGGUCGAACAGUUUUUGAUGGAAGUUGACGUGUACCGAUUAACCAAGGCAUUUUCGAAGCAAUAUCGCAUGCAUUUGGUCAACAAAGGAAUUGACAAAAUUGGGGGCUGUCGAAUCGUGUCCCGUUGUCCACAUGGCCUGUUCCCGACAUUACCGUACCAGGCCAUGCGAAAAGGAAUGGUCCGAAAAAAUCUUCCGAUGCUCCUUGGCACUAUGAAGCAUGAUGGAACAUUCGGCAUGAUAGACAUAUUUCUAUCUUUGGCACAGAAAAAACUUCUUGAUUCAAAAUCAGUGAAGUUACACUUGCUAAUUGAUGAGAUGAAUCGACUCAUGGGUAUAGACGAUCCCACUUGUGUAACUCGAUCACUACAAACGGCUUUGUUCUACGGCCAGGAAGUGUUAGCAAAGAAUGAUCUCAAGAAAUUGAUACCAGGACUGUCGGACGUGGUAGCCACGUGUCUGAUGAAGGGACCCAUUCUAAAACAGGCACAACUGAACGCAACCUAUCAACCGGAUAGCACAUUUUUGUACAGCUUCGACUACGCCGGAAAAUACACCAGAUUUGGCUUCGGUCUAGACACCUCCCAGUUUCCGUUUGGAGGAGGAGUGCAUCAUUGUGAUGAUUUGAUAUACUUGUUCCCGUACCCACCCGAAUCAUCCAACCUCAAUGAAGCAGACACGCAGAUCGCCAAAAGAACGGUUGACCUGUGGACUUCUUUCGCAACCGAUGGCAUUCCCCGAGCAGAAGGAGUUCCCGAGUGGCCCAGUAUGAAACGUGUUUGCGGGCCUUACAUGAAAAUCGACAAAAACUGUACAAUUGGUGAGAAUUACCUGAAUGAGUUUACGGCUACCUUACGAGAUCCAUCCGGCAUAGCGCGAACAGCGAAACUUCUAAAUAAAGAAGGUCCGUCUCCGGCACAGGUCGAACGGAGACGGGUGGCCGUCGAGCAGUGAAAAACAUUCAUUCAUCGGUUUUUUAUCUAUGAGCUCCCAAAUCGAAUCACUAUCUAUUGAUUAGACAUUCUUAUCGAUGGUGAAAGUGAUUGAAAACAUGGCAGUGUUGCUAAGAAGGAUUAGGUGAGACCUCAAUGAUGAAACUGACUCACUAUUAAUGUCCUGAAAAGCUGUACUGUCUUCAGUACAAUAGCUAGAGUGAAUCAGUACAAUUAACUAAUGAUUAUAAAAUUUUCCAUGAAGAUUUUUUGAUACUACGAGUGCUGUUGAUUCAGAGAAAGGUUACAAAUUUUACUUCGGAAACAAAGUUUUUAUUGUGUUCAGCCGCUCAAUUUGUGACCAAUCCUAUGUAGUUAUUAUUCAACCAUAUUUGAUAAUAAACUACUAUAUGAAAUAUUCUCAUAAAAUUUAGCUACAGAUAUGACCGAAGCCUCUAACAAAACAAACUUAACGAAUGCCAGAUUUCAACUAAUAACAUAAAUGUAUUCUGAUGGAACGAUUAGCGAAGGAACACCAGCACCAGACAAUUACAGACACCAUAAUCCUGAUAAUAGAAGAGUAUCUACAUCAAGGCAGCAAACAUGCACUCCCUGUUCUUGGUUUGGUCUAGUGGAGAUUGGCUCCGUGGAUAUGCGAAAUUAGCUGCUGUUAUCGCAUAAGUCAAGCAUUUCAUUAUUGUAGAGGAGAGUGAUCCUUUGGGAUUUGAUUCCCUGGCCAUAUCUCGUAAUCUAUAUACUAAAAGUUAUCACAACAUAAAAAUAAAAGGAAAUAUUUGGUCGUUCAUGAUGCUUAAAAACAAAUCGAAUGUAUUGCAUUUGGU